CGCCAAAUGGACAAUGUUAGGAAAAUGAGUUAUUUACUCACCCUCCUCCAAGGUCCCGCUAAAGAUUUAGUUGCGGGAUUCAUUUUAUCCAACGAGAAUUACACGAGAGCAUUGGAUUUGCUCAAAUCACGAUAUGGCGAUAAUCGAGCCAUCACUGAAGCACUAGAGUCGGAGCUCAUGAAUCUGAGCCCGCCAAAUGAGUCCUGCCAUUCAAUUCGAUCUUUCGUAGAUUCGAUUGAACGAAUUUGCCGUCAGUUGGAAGCUUUCAAUAUUGUCGAUCAAUCUCCAUUUAUAUCGACAGCCAUCAAGUCCAAGUUGCCCCGCUCUAUUGUCUCUAAACUAGUAGAGAAAGAGCGAGGGGCAGAAUCUCGUUGGAAUUGCGCUCAGCUCAGAAAAGAGCUUAUCAACAUUGUCGAAAUCAAAGAAGAGGUUCAGCGAUGUACAACCUCACAAGCGCCCAAAACACGAACUGAGACGACUGAGAACCACAUUUCCUCUAGAAGAGGAAAUUACCAAGCACGACAAGGAGCGCAAGAGCAAUCUCGUACAUUCAUUGCUCCUGCUCACGUACACAAGAAUAGACCAUUUGUGAAGUUUGGACAGAGAGAAUGCUCCCUAUGUCAUCAAGGAGCACACUUCCCAAGUAAAUGUCCAAAAUACCCGACGCCACAAUCGCGUUUCAACCGGUUAAAGGAGCAGCACCGUUGUAUAAGGUGUCUGCGCGAGGGCCACUCAUUUAAGGAAUGCCACCUUCCUAUGUUAUGCCGAAUCUGUCAGGGCAAACAUAGUUUUCUCGUCUGCACCACAUCAACAACGAGGAACCAUACACGACUUAACAAGACGAGCAAGAAGGGGACUGCGCCGAAUAGGCAGUUUACCCAAAUGACAACCACGAUUGAGACUCCGUUGACUGGAGCUAAUUUAACACAAGAGGAUCCUCCCGGCUCGGAGAGUGAUCCAACUAAGACAGUUGCAGCCAUGGCAUUUCCUCACUUGCGCAAAAAGUUAUCAGCGUACCUAAUGACACGAAAAUUGGCAGUAGAAUCGCCAGAAGACAAGAAAAGCAGAACACUUGCUUAUGUGUUCUUUGACCCGGGCAGUCAGCUAAGUUACAUCACCAAGGAUCUAGUGGACAAAAUUCGUCCACCUCAAAUAUCAAUCGACGACGUCGAAGUACACGGAUUUGGCGGAACAAUGAGAGAUCCAAUCAGAAUCCGCUCACCAACAUAUGCCGUCUCAAUCAGAAGAGAGGACGGUGGUUGGGAAGAGCUCGAACUCAAUUGGACCAAGGAGAUAAGUACCCCUUUCGAGAUGGUUCAAUGGACGACAGAAAUGCCCACUCAAGAUUUAGAUCACCCAGAAGUCCAGCAAGCACUCAAGAUAUCAUCAGAAGUCCCAGGAAUUAUGCUGGGAACACGACACUUUUGGAAACUGCCUUUGGUCCAGUAGUUGGAGGGGAGUCUGAUAUGAGUCCAUAUGGAGGACGACCUUCACACUCUAUGAUAGCGAUCGGCAAGUCUAAUAUUGACCAAAUGCCUCCUUCCAAUAUUAUAGAAGAAUUCUGGAAUUUGGAGGGGAUAGGGAUUACAG
Meloidogyne enterolobii is the source of this 1590-nucleotide messenger RNA. The record is from the annotation of a GenBank genome assembly. Lineage: Eukaryota; Metazoa; Nematoda; Chromadorea; Rhabditida; Meloidogynidae.